This is a messenger RNA of Loa loa (African eye worm), 384 nucleotides long. RefSeq lists its product as hypothetical. Lineage: Eukaryota; Metazoa; Nematoda; Chromadorea; Rhabditida; Onchocercidae. The record is from RefSeq and is a predicted model, not a curated record. The transcript is spliced from 4 exons. Bases 1 to 384 code for a protein of 127 amino acids.
AUGGUUUACUUGACUAUAAAGUUAACGACAAAGUGCUCACUACAACAGCUGCAGUCCAGUAAUGGCAUCAGUGAGGUAAGAAAUAGAUCGAUAGAUAAGACAACGACAACUCCAAAUCAUUCCGAAGCUAACUACGCCGUAUUGCAGCUCGUGACCAAAUGUCCUACCGACCCUUUAAACCCAAAUCGCAGAUGCCAGGAAAGCGACACAGGUUUUUGGAAUGGCGGUGAAACUAAUAGCAAAGGCACAAAAGAGUCAGGAAAAAUGACAGCAUUCGUUGUUACUCCGAUCAAAGUAUCAAAAAAAGUCAAACUGUUGCCUGCGCAGAUCGCUGAACAUUGGCGUAACAAAGGUGAACCAUUGAAGAAAAAUCGCACAAAAUAA